GGCUGGAGGAGAGACGACAGACCAGGAGGAGAGUGGAUUCAGAGAGCAGCACAUUGUUCACACUCAAGACACUAAUCGGGGUUUACACCAAGGAAUAACAAAACGGAAACACAUUAGAGUGAGCCAGGCUAGUUCCCAGCAGGAUGGCAGCUUACAACUGUUCUUUUGAUCUAAUUAACGAAAAAGGAGAGUGGCUUUGUCCUCCUGGAGGAAAGUGUGCCAAUGUGACCUCAGGCAUGAACAGCAGCCACAUUGAACUGGAUGAUGCAUGUCUGACAGAGGAAGAGUACCUGGAAAAAUAUCUGGGUCCUCGUCGAUCAUCUGUGUUCCUCCCUGUCUGCCUCAUUUAUCUGAUCAUCUUCUUGGUUGGUGUUGUGGGGAAUGUGCUGACAUGCACCGUCAUUGCACGCAACAAGGUCAUGUGGACGCCAACAAACUACUACUUGUUCAGUUUGGCAGUGUCAGACCUACUGGUGCUGCUGCUCGGCAUGCCAUUAGAGCUGUACGAGCUGUGGCAAAACUACCCGUUUCUCUUAGGGAAGGGAGGCUGCUACUUUAAAACCUUCUUGUUUGAGACGGUGUGCCUGGCGUCCAUCCUCAACGUGACGGCACUCAGCGUGGAACGUUACAUUGCUGUAGUGCACCCACUUCGAGCAAAGUAUGUUGUGACACGCACCCACGCCAAGCGGGUCAUCCUCACGGUGUGGGGUGUUUCGGUGUUGUGCGCUGUUCCCAACACCAGUCUGCAUGGAAUCAUCAUCCUUCACAGUCACUUCACUGGCCCUGCAGGAGACAUAAAUGUGGAGAUUCCCAACUCGGCCAUCUGCACACUGGUGAAGCCACGCUGGAUGUACAACCUGACCAUACAGGUGACCACUCUGCUGUUUUUCAUUCUGCCCAUGCUCACAAUUAGCGUUCUCUACCUGCUCAUCGGCCUGCAGCUGAAGCGGGAAAAGCUGCGCCAGGCACUGGAGGCGAAAUCGGGGUUUGGCCAGGACAGCUUCUGUAACAUCCGGACACAGCAGCAGAAGGCACGUCGCCGGCAGGUCACUAAAAUGUUGUUUGUUCUAGUUGUGGUUUUUGGAAUCUGCUGGGCCCCAUUUCACACUGAUCGCCUCAUGUGGAGUUUCAUCAGCGAAUGGACUGACAAUCACCUGGAAAUCUUCGAAUACGUGCACAUCAUCUCUGGAGUGUUUUUCUACCUCAGCUCAGCAGUCAACCCAGUCCUGUACAACCUAAUGUCCACGCGCUUUCGAGAAAUGUUCAAGGAGGUAAUGUGCCACCGGCCGCAUCACAUCACUCCCAGGAAACACUCGCUCAGCGUCACCCGGGUGACGCUUCGCAGCACUCUCAGUGAUGCACCGCUCAGCAAUGGAGCAGCUGCUGUUGAAGCCAUGGUGGAAGACGGAGAGGUGAGAGUGAAAGAUGAGACCAGUUUUUCAUGUUAACACACAAAAAAAAAAACAACUUAAAGGGUAUCUCGAGGUAGACAUAUUAUUGGCAGGGGCAGGAUGGCAUGGUGUUUACAAAGCUGGCCUAUCCUGAGUCAGUACAUCCAUCAGCAGUCAUCAACAUCCACUUGGCACAGGUGCAUCAGCAAAAUACCUAAAGUGGAAGAGUUGCAGAAAAAAGGCAGAAAAAAAUGUUCUGCUGAGGCAGUCAGACUGCAGUUUAUUCUAUUUUUGAAAACUAAACUCACAAUUCAGCAAAUUCUAUACUCAAAAGGCACCUGUAUAAAAUGUGCCCUGGACUCCUAUAUACACUCAUUAAGCUAUAAAAUGAUCUAUGACUGUAUCCGGAGUGACUGACAGCCAGUAUGUGAUGUAUGAAGUCAGUUUUGGUCUAUUUUUUGGUAACCAUUUUAUUCCAAUUGGGACAGUACUGUACAUUUAAAUUAUGCAGUUUACAAAAAUCCUGCUAUUAAAAAUUAAAAGUAACUAUGGGGACCAGUGAAUGCAAAAGUUGUUUCAAGUCAAAACUUAGUUUGUCAUUCAGAGUAUAAUAUGUACAACACAAUGACAGAGUCUUAGCAAAAUGCUUUGAGUGAGUAACAUGAGAAGUAGAAUUAAAUAACUGGAGAUACAAUGUAAAUACAUAUCAAAAUAUUACACAUCUGAACUCGAUGUGAAAAGAAAAACAUGCAUAGCCUUAUGGAUAUUGGAUGAUGUAAAAGCGAAUGUUUUAUUUUAAUCAUGACAUUUUGUGUACAAGGAUAAUUACACUAUAUGUAUAGUAAAUAUUUUUAAAUGUAAAAAUUGCUUUGUUCAAAAAUGCAUAUAUUGACCACUUACAUUGGUGUUGUGCUCAAUGGCUUAACGCUUUUGUAUGGUUCAGCAGUUUUAAAGUGUUUUGUAUUUGGUGCAAAGCUAUGAAAAUGUGACCAGUUUAAAUGAACAGUUAAGUGGAUUUCUUUUGCUAUAAUUGUAACUGUUGAGUUUAAAAGAUAAAUCAAAUAGUUUUUCCAGUGGCAGUGUGUAGAUUGCAUUGAGAUUUGUAUUCUGCUGGAAAUGUUGCUUUCAAAAACUCCAUGUUAUGUUCAUGAGGAACAUACUGAAAAAAGUCAUAAGCCAUAACAAGUGUGUUCUGUUAGUGUCUUACAGUUCAGGUCAAACAUUAUUUACACUCUAACAAGACCAAAUGUUGAAAGGUCACAAAAGUGUCAUAGAGGUGCUUUUGUUAAUAGAAAAAAAAAGGGGGGGGGGGGGGGUUAUUUCCUUAUCAGAUUUGCAAUUUAAUUUGUAGCAUAUUUCUGUACUUGAAAAUUCCUCUCUGUUGGAAAGUUAAACAAAUACUAAAGGACAAAAUAUUGUAAAACAGUAAAAUGUUCUGCCUAUAAUUCAUAUCUUUGUUGAUGUAAGUGUUAAGGGCCCAAAAAAGAAGUUAUUUUAUUUAUUAUAUAUAUUUUUUAACUAAUCGGCCGAUUAAUCAAUUAUCAGAAUUUUUUUUCUGCCAAAUAUCGGAAUCGGUAUCAGCCUCAAAAAAUACAGAUCAGUUGGACCCUACUAAACAGCAUCUUGGCCCUCUCGGUAGGAAAUUUUAAUACAAAAAUCCCCCAAGACAGAACAGUCGACCAACAUACAGUAACAUGCACACUCUGCAGGAAGGAGUUUUCUUUUCACUGAAGCACUUCCAGCUUAAAGUACCACAUUAACGCAAAGCAUGUGUUAGUCGGGGAUUUUAACGUGAACCUUUAAAGGUGUUUAAUAAACACUCUGAGUGUUAAUUAUAUUCUCUUCUUUCUUGAGUCUGUUUGUGCAUGCAAAAUGAAAUGCGAUUAAUUUAGAUGAAAAAAGAAUGAUGUGUAAUCAUGAAUAAUUGAAAUGAAUCCACAGCAACCCUGUGAUUAAUCUGAUUUUUAAAAUUUUGCAUU
Messenger RNA from Amphiprion ocellaris (clown anemonefish), 3370 nucleotides. RefSeq names its product neuromedin U receptor 1a (gene nmur1a). Gene Ontology annotation, biological process: G protein-coupled receptor signaling pathway. NCBI's taxonomy places the organism in Eukaryota, Metazoa, Chordata, Actinopteri, Pomacentridae. Gene Ontology annotation, cellular component: plasma membrane. The transcript has 3 exons. Bases 144 to 1448 code for a protein of 434 amino acids. The record is from RefSeq and is a predicted model, not a curated record. Gene Ontology annotation, molecular function: neuromedin U receptor activity.